AUGGCGACUUACGAGAAGAACGCAGCUGCAAUCGACAACGAUGCCAUUGGCAGGGCUACGUCAGAUGAUAUUGCACCCGUGGAGAAAGUGAACGCUCUAGAGGCGCGUGAGAUCUUCCACGAUGACAGCGAGGGCGUCAAAUUCCGGACUGUGAGCUGGCAGCGGGCCACAAUCAUCUUUCUCAAGAUCCAGUUUGCCAUGAGUAUCCUGGCUGUGCCUGGUGCGAUGGCAACACUGGGAGCCGUCGGAGGUGCGCUGUCCAUCGUGGGAUGGGAAGUCCUGAAUACCUAUACGGCGGUGAUCCUAGGUGACUUUCGCAACAAUCAUCCUGAAUGUCAUACUCUUGCAGAUAUGUGCGGUCUUAUGUGGGGUCGCAUUGGUAAAGAGUUGGUGACUCUUCAGAUUCUCGUGGCUCAGAUCCUUAUCACGGCGGCCGGCAUCGUGUCGUGCUCCACGGCUUUCAAUGCGCUGUCGAACCAUGGCGCUUGCACGGUGGUCUUCAGCUUCGUGUCCGCCGUGCUGAUAACCAUCUUCUCGUCCGUCCGCACGUUUUCACGCCUCGGUUGGCUCACUUGGCUGGGCUUCACGACGUUCUUUAUUGCUGUAUUCAUCUUCGUGGUUGCGGUGACACAGCAGGCGAGACCUGCCGCCGCGCCGCAGACGGGCGAUUUCGACCUCGGGUACACGGCGAUUGCGUAUCCUGGCUUCGUCGCUGGGAUAACCGCCAGCGCAAACAUCUUCAUUAGUGGCAGUGGAUCUCAGAUGUAUUUGCCUGUCAUUUCGGAAAUGCGGAAGCCACGGGACUAUCGCAAGGCCUGCAUUGUGGCAGGCAUCCUCGUCGGAGCCAUGUAUUUGACUUUCUCGUUGGUCAUCUACCGUUGGUGUGGUCAGUGGCUGGCCACUCCUGCCUUCGGUAGUGCUGGAACUCUCUUCAAGAAGAUCUCAUAUGGGAUCGCUCUCCCGGGCUUGGUAAUUGGGGUUGGCAUCUACCAGCACGUCGCAGCCAAACUCAUCUUUGUGCGCAUUCUGCGUAAUUCGAGCCAUCUGCAGGCCAAUACCGCCGUUCACUGGACAACUUGGCUUGGGAGCAACUUGAUUCUCGGAGUUCUCGGCUUCAUUGUUGCUGAAGCAGUCCCGAUCCUCAACUACUUGCUCGGCCUGGCAGGGUCGCUCUGCUUUGCGCCAUUCAGUCUGAUAUUCCCUGCGAUGCUUUGGAUGUACGAUUACAAGAUGUAUCGAAAGGGCACAACCUCUCAGAUGCUGACCUAUGGUGCGCACAUUCUUAUCGUCAUAAUUGGACUGUUUAUGGUGGUGGGCGGAACCUAUGGCGUUUCUGAAGCCAUCAAGGAGGCGUUCGCUGAUGGAUUGAUCUCGAAGAUCUUUGACUGCUCCGAUAAUUCGGGUUCGGUUUCUUGAAGGCUCUCACGUGCAAGAGGAUAUUAGCGAUGCUGUUUUCAGGAAAGUGGCACCGUCUGACAUGAAGUACGUCCAGCAGGUUCGCAACGACGGAUACCUUGACUGCAAGCUAGGACG
Molecule: messenger RNA, 1533 nt
Organism: Exophiala viscosa
Lineage: Eukaryota; Fungi; Ascomycota; Eurotiomycetes; Chaetothyriales; Herpotrichiellaceae
Product: amino acid transporter
Exons: 4
Coding region: 1-1416 (471 amino acids)
Biological process (GO): amino acid transmembrane transport
Molecular function (GO): L-amino acid transmembrane transporter activity
Source: RefSeq, a predicted model, not a curated record